CAAAUAAAGUGCUCGCAUCCAAAUAUGCCGAUGCAGUUGAAUCUGAUUUUUUUUCUCUUUAAAUUGGAUUUCUACUACUAAUACUACUUCAGAUGAAGUCUUAACAAAUCCGUGCAUCCAUAAAUUAUAAAUUUGUGUCCAACAGUCCAAAUUCAUGAUGAAAACUCCCUUUUCUUGCAUUAUUAAAAGCAGAGACUUCUUCUUGACCCCAUACUCGGAGCCCUUCUCCUUUUGGCGAUUUUCUCUCUCAAAAUUUUUAGACAUUUUAUACCCUGUUUGGCCAACCUUCUUUUUUGCUAAAAAUUUGUUUUUUUUUUUUUUUUGCCAAAAGUACUUUUGACAAAAAAUGAAAGUAUUUGGCCAAGCUUUUGGAAAGAAAACGGGGCUAUUAUUCUCUUCUUUUUAGAUCUGGGUCACCCUUUAUCUUCCUAAAAAGAUUCAAGAAGACCAAAGUCCUAAUUAGAUUUGAUAACACCAAUCCUCCCCCCCACCCCCACCCCCUCCCCCUCUCGCUCUGGCGAAGGUUCGUUUCUACACAUUUUGGAGGUCACGAAUACACCCAUUUUUUCAAAGUGGGUUUCUAUUCAGACUUGUCAAAUGUUUGGAGUUGAAGACUAAAGUUAAAUCAUGAUUGUUUUCACCUAGGAGAUACAUUUAUGGGUCACUCAUCAUCAGAGCAGAGGCUGUGUAGUGUGAGAUUUGUAUCGGUUGUGUUGGGUUUGUGUUUGGUUCUUUACAUUGUGAGACCACCAAGGCUGUGGCACAGCUCUACUCUUUUGGCUUCAUGUCCUCCUUGUUCUUGUGAUUGCUCUCAGGAUUCCAUCCUCUCUCUGCCUUUAGAUGUCUUCAACAAUUCAUUGGAAGACUGUGGUAAAGAUGAUCGUGAUAUGAAUGACGAGAUGAAGAAGGACAUUAUCAGUCUAUUGUCAGAGGAAAUUAACUUGCACAAAAAUGUCACCGAUGACAAUCUGGAACACACCAAUGCUCUAAUUAUGAGUGCAAAGAGAGCAUCUUCACAUUACCAAAAAGAGACGGAGAAAUGCAACAUGGGGAUGGAAGCAUGCGAGGGUGCUAGGGAAAUGGCUGAAGCUGCAUUGAUACAAGAGCGCAAGCUCUCGGCAUUGUGGGAGAUAAGAGCCAUUGAGCUGGGAUGGAAAGACAAGUGAAGACAGACUUUAUUCACGGAAAUUAACCAUUCAAAUUUUUUUCCUCUCGUACAAAUAUAGCUGGCAUGUGCGUGGAUGUGCACCCUAUUGACUAAAUUACUCCUCUGUGAAUACGGUUGCUUUUUUUGCCAAUCAGGCUUCAUUCUUUGUACUUGAAAUUGUAUUAAUUCCGGUUAAUAGGUUCAUUCAAGCUUUCUGAGUUUUCA
Messenger RNA from Nicotiana attenuata, 1372 nucleotides. RefSeq lists its product as uncharacterized. The transcript is spliced from 4 exons. Lineage: Eukaryota; Viridiplantae; Streptophyta; Magnoliopsida; Solanales; Solanaceae. Bases 657 to 1166 code for a protein of 169 amino acids. The record is from RefSeq and is a predicted model, not a curated record.